GAGAAUGGUGCUGAUGAGGCGACGGAGGGAGGAUGAGGCGCUGAUGAGGCGAUGGAGGUAGGAUCAGGCGCCGAUGGCGCAGUAGUCCUCGCAUAAGCGCAAUGUAGCCAAAUCGAAUCGUCCGAGCUCCGAAUGGAAAUCUGUCGAAUUAAUACCCAGGAUGGGUUGGAGGAGCAAGAUUUCGAAGAAGAGGGACUGGAUCAGGAGGACGAGGAGCAAGAACUGGAAGAGCAGGGAUUGGAGGGGCAAGGUCCGGGACAGGGAAAGGGCGGGGGAUCUAUAGAAGACGAAGGACAUGAGGGACAGGGUCAAGGAGACGAUGAGCAGAACGAGCAGGGCCCAGGGGACAAUGGACAGGGAAAUGAUCUUAAUAUACUCGUCACUCUGAAGGAGAACUGGAUGACAAGGAAAGGACUUGCUUUAGGACGGAAGACAGUGGGACGUCUUUUUGCCCAUUUCCCUCCUUCAAAACUAGUGUCUCAGAUGGUCAAGUUGGUUGACAUAGAAACAAAUACGGCGUUAGAUCAUCAGGGCACAGGGUUUUUGAUCGAUACCGGGAAAUCAAGUCUUCUUUUCCCUAAAGAACUCAAGAAUCUCGAUACACCUUUCAAGAUCUCUUGGGAGAAAGCUUUUCUACGAAGAGAUGAUGUGGCCCAAUUUCCACCACGGUUUACAAUUGUCACCACUAGGCCAGACGGAGUAGGAAAGAAUGUACUGCUGAUCAGGAAUUCUCCACUUCCCAGAGAUGGUCUCCAAUGGGAUUCCAAGAGCGUACGAAUGGAAGUUCAUGGGUAUGGUGUGUUCCACCUCAACUGUAGCCUGAAGGAGCCUCUAGCAUCGUUGAAAGCACUGCAACGAUCACACCAUUUGUUACCUGUGAAUCAACCAGGGGGUGACGAUGACGAUCAACCAAGGGGUCCAGGGGGUGGGAGUGGCGAUGAACCAGGGGGUGGUGAUCAACCAGAACCUGGGGCUGACAAUCAACCUGAUGGUGACCAUGAUCAGCCAAGAAGGGGCAAUCGGCAACGCAUAGUAUCAUCUAGUAGCAGUGGAGACGAGGAGCAGCCAAUCCGGAGGAGGCAGCCAAUCCGGAGGAGGCGGCCAAUCAGGAGGCGGGUAAUAGUCUCAACAGGCAGCAGUGGCGAAGAUGAAUCAUUCUCGGAGGCGCCUGAAGCAGUAGUAGCGAUAUCCGACGAUGCUGCACAAGAUUUGGCGAAUUUUGCUUUUGAAGCAGCAGUGACUAGCGACGCAGCACAAGCAUUGGUUGCUUUUGCCUCGGAGGAAGUUUGAGGGCCUCAACAGCUGCGAGCCAAAACUUUUCCCUCUGAACCUCGCUCGUAAUAAAACUUGUGCACCUUUGUCUCAAAGCUGGUGCCAACUUGCGGGUCAUCUACCAGUAUCCAACGAUGGUAUUUUUACCUCGACUUCUUCUUUGGCUUGAGAGGAGAAGAUUAUCGUCGUCAUGCAAAGAUUUUGAAUAGGAUUUUGGUGCGGAUUCCGUUGUCUUUCUCCAGUGCUAAUGCCAGUGUGAGGCAAGACAAGUCUCGUGCUCCUGGCUGCACUUAGCGACGGAAGAAGCCAUCCACAAAUAAAGCGAAAAUGUAUAGAAAAAUGAGUGGAGAGAAUAGGAAAAAUGCUAUGGCCUGGUCGGCUGGGAAGACAUCACACACAGAGAGAAUGGCAAUGCCUUUGAAAGAAAGAGUCUCUCCCACUGGAGGUGUGCUGUAAUCCAGAUCCCGGGAGUUUGCUUGUUGGAUCGAGCAAAGUUUCGAAAAGACAGAAACAGUUUGAUCCAUCUUGCUCGUCGCAAUCUCUGAGUAUAUAUGACUCCACUGUUCCUCAUUGCUCUCCAGAUAUCUGUGUUUAUGGAAGAGAGCUCUUUUCCUGUCUCAUAUAUCAUCCUUACUCGAUCUCUAGACAGUUUUUAGUCUUCGACUCUCGAAAAAGUUCUCUUUUUCGCCAAAUGAAUGAGGCUUGCGGAGGGCGGUUGAGAUCUGAUAUUUUUUGCUACUCUCUCCAGCACGCAGAUCCGGUGGAUUGCUAUAGAUUGUUGCUGCUGUUGGUAUAGCGGAGAUCCCUGUGAUUUACUGGAGACUUACUUGCCAUGAUAGGAAGACAAGAAUUACGGGAAUAACGCUGAUCAACACGAGAUUGAGCGGUAGCUUGCCGGAAUCUAACAGGCCUCCAGCUCUUGAAUCUGCAAACCUGUGGUUUCAACGGGAGUAUUCUCUUAUUUCUAGCUUUGAACGGAAACUUUCUGGAUGGAAGGAUUCCCCCAACUGUUGGCGAGCUCCCGGUGAUCUCGUUUGACGGCACGGGCUUUGACAACCUGACGGUAUUAAGACACAUGCAUCUCAACAACAACAAUCUUUCCGGUGCGAUUCCGACUGCGCUGUCUACGACGCCAAAACUAUUUCACCUACUGCUGGAAAAAAACAACUUUCCAGGAGCCAUACCUCCAGAAAUCGGCAGCUUGCUACAGCUGAGAAUCUUGAGACGCGAUAAUAAUAAACUUGAGGGCCCCCGUACCUGAAACCAUCAGUCGCCUGGCUUGCCUCGAGCUGUAUGAUGAUUGUCUUACGCUAACUGAUGAAUAUCUGCAGACAUUUGACCAUUACUCUACUUGUUGGGAACUUGCCAGACUUCUGCUAUGCAAAAUCUCCAGCUCAUGUUAAUCAAUAGUUUUUCAAGGGAAACCUUGUCGGACAGUUUCCAACGGGGCUAUCCUGCCUUGAGGCGCCGUGAAAGUUUCUGGAGAACCGCUUGAAUGGUUGCAUCGGCCGCGAGUAAUUGGAACUGGUUUCGGUGGAAGAAUCUGUGCCAAUUACAGACGGUCAGGAAGUUCUGUUUGCAACGACAACAAUCCUGACAAGUUUGUGCGAGUGAUAGAAUAUAGAAACCGUCAAUCGGUGCGGUAUUACGAGAAAACUUUGCUACCAGCUUCUUUGCCGAGAAGAAUGAAGUGACAGGGUUGACAACGAUACGGGGCAACUUUCCUCGGCACUUCACAUUACUCCGGGCGACUUAUACCUUCGUCAUGACAAACGCAAACCAUCCAUAAACAGGUGGUAGCCAAACAAACAAGUUUAUGUUUGUUGUCACUCUCUGCAUCUACGUCGGAGUUUCAGUUGCGAUAGCGGGUCUCUGUAUCUUUUUUCUCGUUAUGAGUUUUUCUCGUUAUGAACAGAAAGCGGACGAGGAGCCCAUGGUGAAAGCUGACUUUCUCAUUUUUGUUUUUCUCCUUUGGUUUCAGCAGCUUUGUGAAGAUUGCUCCCAAGUUCAAAGGUGGCUUAAGAAACUUCUCCAGCCACCACUUGAUUGGUGUCGGUGGCGAUAGCAAGGUAUACAAAGGACAGCUGCACACAGGAUCAGAAGUUGUGGCAAUCAAGCAGCCCAGAAAGAAUAUCUACAAGGCGUCGAAGAAUUCCGACCUGAGAUCGAGCUGUUUUCACGCUUGCACCACAAGAAUCUGGUGAACCUCAUCGGCUUUUGUACAGAUGAUGGAGAACAGAUGCUCGUCCAUGCCCAACCGGACUUUUAGGAGACCAUCUCUAUGAGCAAGCUCUCAACUGAAAGACACGUUUCUCCAUCGCACUUGGCUCUGCAAAAGGGGAAUACCUUCACGAGCUGGCGGAUCCUCGCAUUAUCCACUGAAACAUCAAAUCCUCCAACAUUUUACUGGACAAGAACUUGGUGGCCAAAGCCGCGGGCUUGGGCCGCUCAAAGCUGGCGCCAACUUGUAGCGACAAGACAUAUACCAGUAUCCAAGUGAAGAAACUCCGGUAUGUCUACUUUUCUACAUCUAUCAGCUCUACAGCUUUGGAGUGGUGCUCAUCAAGAAGCAGCCGAUUGUUCAUCGUGAAGGAGAUCAAGGAGUCGGUCCCCUGGGGUGGUGUUGCCUUGCUGCUCUCUUUCAUGGACAAUCCGGCUGUGCAUGGAAGAUUCUGACCACAAGAUGAGAGCUUGAGGAGAUGAUCAAGCUGCAAGAGGUGCAUGGCUGAUCACGAACAGAACUGUGACAGUGACGGGAACGAGGCAGCCGAAUAGAGCAGCUUCAACGUUGGUCUUGAAUCUGAAGUGUUCAGCGAUGAGCUCCCAAGCUUUCGCUUUUAUGGCAGCUGAGGAGGGAAAAAGGCGAGCCGGAUUGGACCACCGGUGUACAGUGGAGGAUUAAAACGGGGAGGAGGAGAUAUCGCGACAGUGGAGAAGAAUAAAAUACUCGAGGAGAAGAAGAUCAUCACCGUCACCAAGCUGGCUUGCUGAGGAGAGAGUUGGGAAGAACUUCCAAGCGACUGGUGCGGAUUCCUUUCAUCUUUAGGAUGGUACACUACUGCAAAAUGCCAGUGUGAGGCAGGAGGCUGGUGCCAAGCAUCGUGCUCCUGGCUGCGAGCGUGAACCACAAAGAAAACGAAAAUAAAAAGUAUAGAAAACAGGAAGAAAGAUCCAACACUAUGGCCCGGAGGGGAAAAUAUCACCAGCUUUGGUGCGUCGGCUGGAAUGACAUCAUGCACGAGCUCGUUUGGCGACGUCACGUACUCGCCGGGAAGAGAUGGGAGCGAUGAAAAGAUCGGCUGCGAGCUUUGUCUCCAAAGGACGAGCGAGAGAGAGACGAGAGAACUGCGGCUCCAUCCUUUCAUCAAUGCCAGACCGAAAAGAAAGAAAGGAUUGAAAGAUGGAUCACUCCAACCUUGAGACACUGAACUGGACGAGCAGGGAAAGGAGAGCUUGACAAUGCUGUGAUGCACAUCCUGGGAGUUUGCUUUUGUUGGAUCUACCAAAGUUUCGAAGUUUGCGUUGCGGAUAGAAACUCCUUGAUCUAUCUCGCUCGUCGCAAUCAGUACAUGACUCCACUGCUA
Messenger RNA from Selaginella moellendorffii, 4856 nucleotides. RefSeq lists its product as uncharacterized. The record is from RefSeq and is a predicted model, not a curated record. The transcript has 22 exons. The coding region runs from base 133 to 1290 and encodes 385 amino acids. NCBI's taxonomy places the organism in Eukaryota, Viridiplantae, Streptophyta, Lycopodiopsida, Selaginellales, Selaginellaceae.